Caenorhabditis angaria is the source of this 325-nucleotide messenger RNA. The record is from the annotation of a GenBank genome assembly. Lineage: Eukaryota; Metazoa; Nematoda; Chromadorea; Rhabditida; Rhabditidae.
AUGGUCUCGUUUUUGGCUCCCCUUUUCUUCGUGGCAUUGAUUUCAACCCUGAUGGUUGAUGCUGAAAUCAUUGAUGGUAAUUUGAUGGUUGAUAACAAUCUUCCAGUCUAUCAAUAUGUUUAUUACCCAACUAUGUGAGUUUAAAAAACGAAGAAAUAAGUUCAAUCAACAUUUUAAUUAUUUCAGAUCACAUUUCAAUAAAUUCAAACGUAAUAUUGGACGACAGUGUUUUAUUGGUAUGACGUAUUGUAUGACACCAAGACAAGUUGAAAGAUAUCGCAAAUUCAUGGAAACCUUCGAACAUUAUCCACAACGAAGUUUUUAA